CAAAAAAAGAUGGCGCAGAUGCGAGUGGAAAGUUCUGCAUUUGAUUUACUGACAAUGCGCAAAAUAAACAAUACAGACGCAGCCGGAUCAUUUCCAUAAUGACCUACGCAAUCUAUCUAGAGCAGCGCAAAUUAGCGUCUGGUUUAGGACAUGCUUUUUUGGGCCGGUAAACAACGGCGCAAAUAUCAGUAAAUUGACUAGCGCAAACCUUAGUAAAUCACCUUGCGUGAUUCAUUUUAAUACUCUCCUACCAUAAAUUUCUGAAAGGGAAACUCCUACAAAUGCAUAUGCAAUAAAGUCAGCCACAAAAAUAACUCUGUCUACGCCUUUUCAUCGCUAAUUUUACACUGCCUGUCUUUAGUAAACUUUGACAGUAGUUUUUAACGCCGAAAGAGGGUUUGCGCUGACGCAAGCUGUUAAUAAAUCUGGCCCUAUGUUUUAAAGCAAGCUUACUUGUGAACAAAUGUAAAUCACACACACACACACACACAUACACACUCAGAAAAGAAUAAAUAUACUUUUCUAAGGUCAGAUCUGCAGAGCAAAAAUGUGGCAUGUCUUUCACAAGGCACAGGAAAAAAUGGCAGAUUAAGAAAAAGAUUUUUUAAAGAUUUAUAACAGCAGGAUGUAGUGACCAAGAAAAGCUUUUAAAUGACUUAAAGUCAUCCCUUCAUUAUUAAUUUCAUUAUUUCAUUGCCAUCAUUUAUGUAUUAUGUGCUUGAAAAUAGGAGAAAAUUAGUUACACCAAAAAUAAUCCACCACUUAGAAAUCCUGUAGAAAUUUCAUCCCACACAUUUCCAUUCAACACUUCACUCACUGUCUUCAUAAUUGCUUCAUCCAUCAUCACAUUUUGUUAGCACAAAGAGUAUGUUCAAAUAAAUAAGGGCAAUUAUCAAACAAUAGACAGUAAUUACUAAAUUCCCUUCAACUACAAAACACACAUCCAUGAUGAACUGCAAUGAUUAAAGCUCAGGUUUGUGGAGCAGGUGCAGCAAGAGCAAAGGGACUGUUGUUCAGAUGCUCUUCCGUAUUCACGUUUGCUGCCUCACAAGACCACUGUUUACACUACCAUGCUAUAAAAACAGAUUUUCCCAACAGACUCUUUGGUCUCUGACACCAUAGAAAUACAUACAACGCUUCCAUUUUAUCAUGUGGUUUACUUACAGUUUACAUGCUACACCUGUUGACGAGAGUUGUGUGUCUUUUUGAAGUGAAACCCGCUGAGCCAGUUUGGUGAGCUCUCCGUCUGGGAAAUGCCAACAGGUGUAUUUUUAAAAGACAGAUAAAGAAAACAGAAGGGAUUAUUACGACUCCAGGUAUCCUACAAAUUCGCUAACAAUUUCACACUUGACCUGCUUUUCCUGAAGAUGACAAUCCGGAAAUUCACCAUUGAGUAUGAUGCCUUAAAUGAUCGCAACACCUUCAGCAAUGGGGAUACUUUGACAGGCAGAGUUAUUGUGGAGGUGUCAAAGGAAACCAAAAUCAAAGCUCUCACUGUUAAGGCAAAAGGCAAGGCUGAUGUGGCAUGGACUGAGACACAAGGGGAAGAGAGUGUGACGUACUGGGAUAAAGAGAAGUAUUUCUCACAAACUCAGUCUGUCUUACCGGAGGAUCAAGCAGAUGGCUCUGUUACUCUAGUGGCCGGUAGACAUGUCUUCCCUUUUGCCUUUCAGCUUCCCUACCAGGGGCUGCCGUCAUCUUUUAAAGGUGCUCAUGGUAAAAUCCACUACCGACUUCUGGCCAAGUUGAGCAGGUCUUUGCGUGCUGCGAGCAAAGCGGAAGCAAAGUUCACCUUUGUUGCCAAAGCUGAUUAUGUUCAGUCAACACUGAUGGCACCUCAACAUGGCAGUAAAGACAAGAAUGUUAUAUUUUUUGCUUCUGGAAAUAUUUCAAUGGAUAUUUUCUUGCCAAAGACAGGCUACCAGCAAGGUGAAGGGCUAGUUGUUAAUGGAGAGAUCGUCAAUAGCUCAACUCGAAAAAUUGUGCCAAAGUACAUUAUCUACCAGAAGCAGAGCUUCUUUGCUGGAGGCCAGAGAGCCGUUCAUACCACAGAGAUACUGAAGGAGAAGGGAGAGCCUUUAGUGUCCUCCACCAGACAGAAUCUGACAAAAGUACUAGCCCUUCCCCUAGAAAUGAGCUCCAGCAUCCAGAACUGCAGAAUCCUCAAAGUAGAAUAUAGACUGAAGGUUAUUUUGGAUGUAUCAUUCACUAAAAACCCUGUGAUUAAACUCCCAUUGAUCAUACUACCUCAUAGGACCUCAUCCAAAGCGUUGGAGGCAGGAUUAUACCCAGACCUGGCCAACAUGAAUAUUUUAAAUUAAUAUAAGCAAUAAGCACUACUUUUGUUUGCACUUUUGUUUUACACUUACGGAAUACUUGUUUCAGACACUAUAAAAUAUAAUUUAUUUUCAAAAAUAUGAAAGCAUUGAAGGAAAUAUGCAAAAAUGUAAUCUAUAAAUUUUGAAUAAUUUGCAUUUGUUAAAGUGAUGGUUCACCCAAAGUCAUAAAUUAUUCAUCUUCAUAUUGUUCCAAACCUGUAUGACUUUCUUUCUUCUGCGGAACACAAAAAGAAGAUUUUGAAGAAUGCUGGUAUCCAAACCAUUUCCAGACUUUAAUUCUAUGGACAAAAACCAUUUCUUAAGAAGAAAUAAAGAAGUCUUGCAUGUUUGGAAUGACAUGAGGCUGAGUAAAUAAUCACACAGUUUUCAUUUUGGGUGAAAUAUCCCUUUCAAAUUAAGUGAUUUUUAGCUUCUUAAAAAAAGUAAUUGCAUUUAAAAUAAAAUCUUAAAUUAACAUUCUAUUGACAACAAUAUCAAUCAUCCUGUCUUCAUUCAUAAUAAUAUGCAGGUAUGUAUACUAUUUUCACAUGACAAUGUCAUCCCUUCAAGUGCUUUUCCGAACAAAGUGUACAGUAAUGCAAAAAUAAAUAAAUAAAACAUAAAUGCAUGUGGUGUCCC
Ctenopharyngodon idella (grass carp) is the source of this 2957-nucleotide messenger RNA. RefSeq lists its product as uncharacterized. The transcript is spliced from 6 exons. NCBI's taxonomy places the organism in Eukaryota, Metazoa, Chordata, Actinopteri, Cypriniformes, Xenocyprididae. The record is from RefSeq and is a predicted model, not a curated record. Gene Ontology annotation, cellular component: cytoplasm; plasma membrane. Gene Ontology annotation, biological process: protein transport. Bases 1368 to 2321 code for a protein of 317 amino acids.